CGUCAACGUAAUUUCUUUUAUUAUACAAAAUGGCCAUCAAUUCUAUCAAUAGUUCUUAAAGGAUUUAAAAAAGUUACGAUUAUUGAGAUGAUCAAUAAGUAACGUCGGAAUAUUUAAUACAGGAAUGUAAAACUACAAAGCGUAUGAACCUGAUUCAACAAGAAAUUAACUUCGAAAUAUCUCGAUAAGGAAUAAUUGAUUUUUGAAAUUAUCUAAAUACUUUCGGAUCAAAAUUUGUAUUAAAAAUUCCGACAUUGUGUAUCAACUUAAUGGCCAAUCGAAUACUAUUUUUUCGAAACACAUUUAUAAUUUUACAAGCUAAGAACACUUUUGAACUUCCUAAUUCUGUACUAUACUGCUUAAUUGUCCCUUUGUAUUAUCUUUUUCUAGAUUAUAGAUUUCACCAAUACUGUGAAAGCGAUAACGUGGAGCAAACGAUUACUCCGUUUUUCUGGAGUUUGGCCAUUGGAAAUUCGGGACUCGUUAUUUCUACCUUUUUUAUUUUACGGAUGUCUUUACAGUUUCUUAGGAAUUCUCGAUUUGAUCGAUUCCAUCAAAGAUAUCCGUUACGUAUUGACAAAUAUUAUGGAGAACAUGCUAAUGUUAAUGACAUUGAUGAAAUUUGGAAUGUGCCGGAUAAAGUAUCGAUCUUUGUCAAAAUUUUUGACAGAAACGAAAAACGAUUACACCGUCGAUAAUUAUAAAACCAAAGAGGAGAGACUGAUUUUCAUUAAAUAUAACAAACUUUCUUAUAUAUUCGUCAUGACUGCGUUUCCAUUGAUGACCUUCAUAAUUCUUUUGUAUUAUUUUAGAACUGUCUUACCGAGUGUACUUAUGGUUAUGAAAAAUUCUUCAUUGGAAUAUAAAUUACCUUAUAAAAUAAAGCCAUUAUUGAAGCCGUACGAUACAAAAAGGUAUGCGUUUGGUUGCAUACACGAAUUUUUACGUAUAACAAUGGUCAUUUCCGGUUACAUCGGAACUGAUUGUUUAUUGGCUUCUACCGGUUUUCAUCUUAGCGGUCAAUUGGCAAUAUUGAAGUGCAGAGUAAAGGAUGUUUUAAAUGAUAUUGAUGGCUCCCGGGAAGGAAUUCAUAAAAUGAUUCUUCGACAUCAUCGUUUGAUAAGAUUAGCGGAUAUAUUAGAAGAUAGUUUUAAUAUCGUUAUUGGUCAACAAUUGUUAGGUACAACGUUUCAGAUUUGUAUAUCGAGUUAUCAAACACUUUCCAGUUUAGCGGUAUUAGAAGGAGUCGGUAUAUUAACGUUCCUUAUAUACAUGUUCGUUUUGUCGAGUACAUUGUUCACUUAUUGUUACAUCGGUGAAUGUCUCAUCGAGGAAAGCACUAACUUGUGCGAGGCGCUUUAUCAUUGCGACUGGUACGAGCUGUCGACGAUCGAUGUGAAAUCGAUUUACAUUUGUAUGAUACGUGCUAGAAAACCACUACGAUUGACUUGCGCGAAGUUUUGUGUCAUAUCCUUGCGCACUUUUACGGACAUAAUGAAGACAUCGAUGGCUUACCUAUCGGUACUACGAACGUUUAUGUAAACAAAAUUAUGAAACAACUAGACUUGAAUAAUUAUUACUGGAAUAUUGUUAAUGACAUUUUGAUAAAAAAAAUUUUGGACAUACAGUAUGUAAUAAAUGUGCAUAGAAUCACAUUAUUUGAAUAAGUAUU
This is a messenger RNA of Vespa velutina, 1672 nucleotides long. RefSeq names its product putative odorant receptor 69a. Lineage: Eukaryota; Metazoa; Arthropoda; Insecta; Hymenoptera; Vespidae. Gene Ontology annotation, cellular component: plasma membrane. Bases 586 to 1542 code for a protein of 318 amino acids. The transcript is spliced from 7 exons. The record is from RefSeq and is a predicted model, not a curated record. Gene Ontology annotation, molecular function: odorant binding; olfactory receptor activity. Gene Ontology annotation, biological process: sensory perception of smell; detection of chemical stimulus involved in sensory perception of smell.